CUCAAUGUAGGCUACUAUUCCCGGAGAGAGAGAGUGAGAGAGAGAGAGUGAGAGAGAGAGAGAGGUGGAGAGAAAGAGAGCGAGAAAGGGAGAAAAUAACAACCUCCAAGAAUUGGUUAUUCCUGUCUUUCACCUUCCACGACCAGCGGGCCAGGAGGGGAGCGGCCUUCGCGGUGGGAAUGUGCCGCUACAACAACCCCGUGUCCUAUUUUUUGUGAAUGUAAAUGCACAUGUAGCCUCAGCCUGCACUACCCACCUCGGAUCCGAGAGGAAUAUAUACAUGUAAUAUGUGUAAAGACCGAGCCUGACGGCGGCGGGGAGGGGGACAUUUGCUGCUUUAUUUUUCAUUUUUUCCUUUUUUUCUUCCUUCUUUUUUUUUUUUUUUGCUGUGUUGUGAGUCUUACCCUGCAAGAAACGUGGAUGCAUUUCGAGGGAUUUUCACAUCUCGGUCACGUUUUGAAGAGAUAUCGCAGCCGAGCCGGGAAUAAAAGUCGCGGGGACUAUCGGUGCGCAAUUUGGAGGCUUUUGGUGAUGUGAGGGGUGAUACACACACAUUUGAGCAACAAAAGCGAGGGGCAGAGAGAAGGCCCAGUGUGUGUGUGUGUGUAUGUGUGUGUGUGUGUGGAUUGAGAAAGGAGGAAAAAAAACACACGCCACAGCAAGGAACAGCCAUCACAAAUAAGGAGGAAAAAAUCGGGGAAAUUGAAUCAUUUUCGGAAAGGUGGCGGCGGCGGUGGUGGGGUGAUCCUGCCGAAAAAGAAACCGCAGUCAAAUUGGAGUUGUUUUGGGGGGUGAUUUGAUGCAUACAAUAAAUAGGAGCCGGAUGACGACGGAAGCAGUGAGAAUAUCACACAUGUAGUCCAUUUGGGUGUACAUGUGUAUUUUUUACCCCUUCCUCCUGUCCUGCUCCCCCCCUCCUCCCCGACGAAGCCAGGCGUCGGGGAGAGAGUAGAAAAACAUCUUAAGUGCACCCUUAAUGGAAAAUGUUUAUUCUCAAAGGUGUGAAAACGAGCCGUGCCACCGUGAGGGCGAGUUUCUCUGACACGCCGAGUUUUGGGCUCUGUCACGGGCAGCAGUGAGACGCAACACCCGGGCUUUUGGAGAUGCAAAACAGCCUGUUUAUUCCCCCGCCGUGUGGAAGCCGAAGGGGCUGAAACCUCUGUAUUUUCGGCCGGGGGGGUCUUGAAUACAUUGUGGAUUACAGUUCGUAUCGGAGGUGGAGGGGGGAGAGAUCAUAAAACAAUAACUACUGCAUGUGAAGGAGGAGAAAGGAGAAGAAAAAGAAGCCGAGCAGGAUUCAGCAAACUGAGAAGGCGGCCUCGGUGUCGUCAGCAACAGUAUCCUGCCCUUUUUCUGACAGCAAAAUACGCGUUAUGGACACAUAAUUUCUCCAGGCUCGCACCGCGGACUGUGUUUUUGAGCCGGCCACAAACGCAAAACGGUGUAAAUGUGGGUGACAUUGCUGCCAAAUCCGCGGGUCAAACGAGGGAUCUAGACUAGUUUGGUUUAUUUAUUUAUUUUUUCUUUCCACGUUUCCCCCCUCCUCCUCCUCCUCCUCUUCCUCUUCUUCCUCCUCUUCUUCUUCCUCCUCCUCCUCCUCCUCCCCUGGACCCCCUUUUUUCUUUUUUCUUGCGGGAAGAUGGGUUGUUUGGGCAACAGUAAGACCGAAGACCAGAGAAAUGAGGAGAAGGCACAAAGAGAAGCAAACAAAAAGAUAGAGAAGCAGCUCCAAAAAGACAAACAGAUAUACAGAGCAACACACAGACUACUACUUUUAGGGGCUGGAGAGUCAGGAAAGAGCACCAUAGUGAAGCAGAUGAGGAUCCUGCAUGUCAACGGCUUCAAUGCAGAAGAGAAGAAGCAGAAAAUUCAGGACAUCAAGAAUAAUAUUAAAGAGGCCAUCGAGACCAUAGUAACGGCUAUGAGCACCCUGACGCCGCCGGUGCAGUUGGCCUGUCCACAGAACCAGUACCGGAUCGAAUACGUCCUCAACCUCGUCAACCAGAAGGACUUUGAUUUUCCAUCUGAGUUUUACGAACAUGCGAAGACACUGUGGCAUGACGAGGGGGUCAAGGCGUGCUACGAGAGAUCCAACGAGUACCAGCUAAUCGACUGUGCACAGUACUUUCUAGACAAGAUUGACAUUGUGAAACAGAAUGACUACACUCCAACCGAUCAGGAUUUGCUGCGGUGCAGAGUGCUGACUUCAGGGAUCUUCGAGACAAGAUUCCAAGUGGACAAAGUCAAUUUCCAUAUGUUCGAUGUUGGCGGCCAAAGGGAUGAACGCCGGAAAUGGAUCCAGUGCUUUAACGAUGUAACAGCCAUUAUCUUCGUGGUGGCCAGUAGCAGUUACAACAUGGUGAUCAGAGAGGACAAUCAGACCAACCGUUUACAGGAGGCUCUCAACCUCUUCAAGAACAUCUGGAACAACAGGUGGCUGCGGACCAUUUCUGUCAUUUUGUUCCUCAAUAAACAGGACCUGCUGGCGGAGAAAGUACUGGCGGGAAAGUCCAAAAUUGAGGAGUACUUUCCUGAGUUUGCUCGCUACACAACACCUGAUGAUGCGACACCGGAGCCUGGAGAAGAUCCUCGUGUUACAAGGGCAAAAUACUUCAUACGAGAUGAAUUCCUGAGGAUCAGCACGGCGAGCGGCGACGGGCGGCACUACUGUUACCCCCACUUCACCUGCGCCGUCGACACGGAAAACAUCCGCCGCGUCUUCAACGACUGUCGAGACAUCAUCCAGCGGAUGCACCUCCGGCAGUACGAGCUCUUGUGAUGGGACGGGAAGGGUGUGCGGCCAAAAACACACACACACUCAAACUAAAAAAAAAAAAAAAUAUCUAUAUAUAUAUUAAACAUCGAACUUUGAACCCUGAACCCUGAGUCUCUGAACUCCCCUCUUCAGUGCAGUGUGUGAGCUCCUGCGAAGGAACGGGGGGAGGGGGCCAAAACACACACAGACACACUUAGACACAAACACACACAUAUACACAGACUCUGAACGCUGAACUCUGACCUUCCCCUGCCCGAACCCUCUGAUGCAACCUCCCUGUCUGCAGUAGAAAGAGCUGAUUGUGAUGGAAAUGUACGAUGGGGUGAAAAAUUAACAGACUCUGAUCUUCUCCGACACCCCGUUCACCCUCCCACUGCCCACAUCUUUCCCAAAAUCCCUAGAAAAAAAAAUAAAUCACAUCCCACCCCCACCCCCUGCCUACCGACCAGGCCUGGACUGUAAUGAGGGACUGAGGGUUUGACUGUGAGAUUCCCCUUCUUGAGGCUAAGAUGGAAAAUCUGAGAGCGCUACUACUGCAGUGCAACCCGGAAAGAGAUUACUGUCGAAUUAAAUGCAUAUAGAGAAUAAUCACGUCACAGCGGGAUCAGCUGAACUCCACUGUAUUUAACGGAAUAAAAAAUAAAAAUUAAAAGAAAGAAACAAGCACUGUGCUCAGGACUUAGAUGAAUAAAGCAGCGUACAUGCAACGCCGAUCCUUUUCCUACCACAGAUGCCCUUCACUCACUCACACACACAUGAAAUCAUGAAAUCAACCGCAGUAUCUGCUUGCACACAAACGUAUCACACACACACACACACACACACACUUUUUACUGGACUGGGCUGAAACUUCACUGAUCUGCAGCCAGCUUGACUUACAGGCUGGUUCGGUGGACCUGCCGACUGAUUUUCCUGCACAGUGCUUUGAGAUUAACGUGACUGACCGACUUGCACGGCCGAGCCCCGAGGAGCAGCUUUAACAAAGGACCAGGGGUGCGUUUGUGAACAGUCGCCAAAAAAAAAAAAAAAAAAAAAAAAAAAAAAAGGCCGUGGGCUUCGGGAAAAAAGGGACAGGGGACAGCCAACGCCGAUGUGAAUUUCUCUCUGGUGGAGUUUGGACACGUUUGACCGGGGGACGCCGACGACGAGCAGUCAGUCCCUCGGCUUCUCCACGGGAUUGUUUUUGCCGCCUGCCGCCUGACUCUGCCUUGUUGGCGGCGCGGCAAAACAUGAGGAGGAUAUACUGAGUUUUAAGAAAAAAUAAUAAUGAAUAAAAAAUUUAAAAAUAAAUAAAUAAAAAGCAAAACAAAAAUGCCAACUUUUACUGGACUUAACAAACGGAGGGCAAAAAGCAUCCUUCUACAGUACAGUACCAUAUAAGUUAAAGAGAACUCUUCAUCUUGUCAUGAUUGACCCUGUUUUAUCGUCUCCACAGCUGUUUUUUUUUUUUUGUCUGUGUAGACUUUUUGUGCCAUCGUGCCCUGUGCGCUCUCUUUCUUUAUCUCAGUCACUCUUGCCUUCUUUUCACCCCCCGCUUCUUUCUCCUCGCCUGUCUUUUUCUUUUUUCCUCACUCUCAAUCCGACAUUUUUUUGUUUGUUUUGUUUUUAGUUCAUUUUCUCCCCCCUCUUUCCCUUCUCCUCCUUCGCUCCCCCUCGUCACCUCUUUCCACCCCGCACUGUUCCCUCACUGGCAAUGUUCUUCUUCUUCUUCUUUUUUUUUAGAGGACAAAAAAUACAAAAUAAUAAGAGUAAUCUUGAAAUUGAAAAAAAAAGGAAGGUGAUAACAAAUGGGACACUAAUCUUUAUUCAUGUGGUCAAACACCCGCUGCCCCGCCUCCCUCGUUCAUUCCUCCCUCCAUCGCUCCUCCUUCCUCCCCCAAGACCUCCUGCUCCUUUGUAUGUCUGUCUUUACUUUACUGCUGAACUAUUAUUCUUGUACAGACUGUAAAAUGUAUUAUUUUGUACAACUUUAUUGAGAAAAUAACUUUUAGAAGAUCCCUGUGCCUUGAUCACGACUGUACGUGUGUAAUGAGCUAAAGUGGGUGUCAUACUGCGCUGUAUUGCUUGGCCAAUCCCAACCUAACUCCCAGCCUCCCUCACCACCUCCUUCUCUCUUUCUCUCUCUCUCUCUCUCUCUCUUUCUCUCUCUCAUCUCUCCUCUUUCUCCUUGAGGACGGAGGACAACCAUUCGUAGCUUUUGAACUUUUAUUUCUGUCCCCUAUCUCCCCAUCCUCUCUUUAUGAUUUAAAUAUCUAUUUUUGGAUCCAUAUACCCCCAAGAAAAGAUAAAUAUAUGAAAUGUAUAUGGGUUUUAAAAAGAAAAAAAAGUAUUUUAUUAGUAUCAAAUGAACCUUGACAAAUUGUACACUUGACAGUGUACGUAUUGCUAUAACUUAAAUUCUUUGAACUGAAGUUGUUGUUGAAGGUUUCUUCUUUUUGUUUCGUCCGUGACAUCCGCAAAGGACAUUUCGAGGGGUUUCAAGAGGAGAUGAGAAGUGUUUAUUUACAUUUUUUAAUUUCCUUCAGACAUUUUUUUUUAGCUUUAAAGUAAAGGUGAUGAGAAAUACCCAAAUGCAAAACAUUGCUUGUUUCUACACAAAUCUUUUUCUUUUUGCUAAAGAAAGACAAAACAAUCGCAAAAAAAGAGACAUUCAUUUCCAUUUAUUUUCUGAUGUAUAUCAGGAGGGGGAGGGAGGGGGGUCCUCCUUCCUAGCCCUGCACAACAGAGGCGGCCUGUACAGUAUUAGCAUCUCUUCACUUCAGUGCCCUAGUCUUCAUUUACUGUGUACAUCAAAUAUGGGUCUCUACUUUCUGAACAGGAGCUCUGAGAAAUAAAGUUUUUUUUGGUGCAGACA
Messenger RNA from Myripristis murdjan (pinecone soldierfish), 5630 nucleotides. RefSeq names its product GNAS complex locus (gene gnas). Gene Ontology annotation, molecular function: insulin-like growth factor receptor binding; GTPase activity; GTP binding. The transcript is spliced from 12 exons. Lineage: Eukaryota; Metazoa; Chordata; Actinopteri; Holocentriformes; Holocentridae. Gene Ontology annotation, cellular component: heterotrimeric G-protein complex; cytoplasm. The coding region runs from base 1640 to 2779 and encodes 379 amino acids. The record is from RefSeq and is a predicted model, not a curated record. Gene Ontology annotation, biological process: sensory perception of chemical stimulus; adenylate cyclase-activating dopamine receptor signaling pathway.